Trypanosoma grayi is the source of this 1038-nucleotide messenger RNA. RefSeq lists its product as hypothetical. The coding region runs from base 1 to 1038 and encodes 345 amino acids. The record is from RefSeq and is a predicted model, not a curated record. NCBI's taxonomy places the organism in Eukaryota, Euglenozoa, Kinetoplastea, Trypanosomatida, Trypanosomatidae. The transcript has a single exon.
AUGAAUUUUGUCAUUGUGGAUGGCAGCUGGCCUGUUGCUCCAUGCGUGCUUCCACGCUCACGUCUGCUCGCACACGCAGUGAAGGAUGCCAGCGACGGUGGCGACAGCGCCCGUUUGGUGAUUCAGGGACGAACACUGCUGACGUUGUGCCAGCAGCUGGUCGACGCCGUCGCUGUGAAGACGAAGUCUGCUCUUGACCUCACAACGCUAGCUCUUGCGGUGCUGCGUGACCUACACGAUGACCCACUCAGUGCCGUCUGUCUGGUGACGCCGAAGUGUGUUCAUCAUCAUAUGUUCGCGCUCGAGGAUCUUGUGGGGUCUGCACGCCUGGUCGUCUUCACCUCGCGCUGGGAAUCUCUCAGCUCCGCGGCCGCACUCUCUAGAGCUAAAACAGCACGCAAAAAACGUGAGGAGUCACCUAGCGCAACGCGGCGCCGCGUGGAGAAGAGUGGUAGCGACAGCCGUGAGGUGUCAGGGUCGCGGCCCUCGCCUCUUCCAGGACGGGGCACUACUGGCAUGCAGAAGUCAACGCGGGCGGAGACAUACUUCACUAAAGUGGGCUUGGCGACGCAGAGUGACCUGGAUGCGGUAAAUCGGCUUCUGUUGGCGGGUACAAUCCAGUUAGAUCCCCGCAUGGAGUCCUUCCUUUGCACUGUGUGUGGAAGGCUGCCGCGACAGACUGUGACAGCGUCCUGUUGUGGCGCUGUGCUGUGCGCGGGGUGUGCGCCGAUGCCGCUGAAUUCGUCGCUCUCGUCGGUCCUCAGCGAGCGAUCCGUCUGCGGUGUGUGUGGUGAGACGCCUCUCACAGCCCCCGAGACUCAGACAAGCCGCGAUGCGGAGGUGAUGCGGCUGGUGCGUGAGCUUCGUGUGCUGUACCACCCGCAGCUGAGCGCUGCUGCGUGUCACGACUUGCCGGAAAAGGAGCCUUCACGGGUGCCGUUCGUGCUGCAACAUGCGGGCGUGCCGCCCCCGCUGUGUGACAUGAGUGGCCAAAGUAGCAAGCCGGUUCUCGGGCCCAUUUUUCCUAGUCCGUCCUAG